Sugiyamaella lignohabitans is the source of this 873-nucleotide messenger RNA. RefSeq lists its product as uncharacterized. Gene Ontology annotation, biological process: proton transmembrane transport; potassium ion transport. The record is from RefSeq and is a predicted model, not a curated record. NCBI's taxonomy places the organism in Eukaryota, Fungi, Ascomycota, Dipodascomycetes, Dipodascales, Trichomonascaceae. The transcript has a single exon. The coding region runs from base 1 to 873 and encodes 290 amino acids. Gene Ontology annotation, cellular component: mitochondrial inner membrane.
AUGCGUCUCAUAGUAGUUCCACUGUCAGUAAAAACUUCAAUGGUUUAUUGCCAAAAGUUGGCACUUCCAGCAGCUCGGCAGACGCCUCGAAUCGACGACAAGCUAGUUGCAAGGGCCGCCAAAACUUGGGGGGAAUGGCAAAAAUCCGAUUCUAAACUUAAAAAGACAAUUAUUUCUUGGGCUAAUAUAGCACUGGAAAGAAUCAGCUAUGAAGAAUGGAGCUUGAAAACUAUUCCUGCCCAAUCGUCGAUAAAAAGAAAGGUUGUAGAAGCCAAUUCUAAAGUCAAUGAAAGUGACCCUCACCACGUAACGCAUGCAGAGUUUGAGAAACAUGAGCUGGAAAAUUCGGAUUUAGAAAGCAUCCCGGUAAUAUUUCCAAGUUCCAUACUGGAUCGUCACCAAGUCACUAGUCGAUUACAAGCCUUAGCUUCUAGAGGAAUCAAUCACCACACGAAAUAUAUGUGGAUGAGCGCCAUUGGUGCUCCAUUGACGCUUCCUGUUGCUCUCUUACCUGUCAUUCCCAAUCUUCCAGGAUUCUAUUUGUUGUUCAGAGCUUGGUCCAACUGGAAAGCUGUCGAAGGUGGUAAGCAUCUCAAUUAUCUACUUAAAAACGAUCACUUGUCGUAUCACGAUGAUGCAAGGUUGAGCCAAUUGUUCACACAGCUCAAAAAUCAUAGUGAAAAUGUUGCUGAAACCGAAAACCCUGAUAAAGAAACGGCCCAAUCAGUUGCCAACGAUAGCGAUCAGCUGUUGCUGGACGAAGAGCAUAUAAACGAACUAGUAAACAUAUUGGGUGCAAAGGAAAUGGCUCCAGAACUACAUAGAGCAGUUCGCCAGAUAAAGAAAAAGUUCCAGUCGGAUAUCAAAAAUUAG